Messenger RNA from Ipomoea triloba (trilobed morning glory), 2338 nucleotides. RefSeq lists its product as uncharacterized. Gene Ontology annotation, molecular function: protein binding. The transcript is spliced from 7 exons. The coding region runs from base 154 to 1932 and encodes 592 amino acids. Lineage: Eukaryota; Viridiplantae; Streptophyta; Magnoliopsida; Solanales; Convolvulaceae. The record is from RefSeq and is a predicted model, not a curated record.
GACGUUAUAUAAAGAAACAAUACAUAUUUCCUACCCCUUUUUUUCUGAAAAUUUUUUGACAAGAAUUUUACGUUGCAAGAAUUCCAAGAAAUAUAGAGAGAAUCAGUGGAGACUGGACAAACGGGGAGAUACGAAGAAGAGCUGAUUGCAAACAUGAGCGCGCAUCCGUUUCUGAAAAAGCCCAAAGUGGAGCCAGAUAUGGAGAACGGUGGUGGAAGUAUCGGCGGAGAAGCCAAUAAUGACGGCAAGGAUGUUCCUGCAGAUACGAAUGAUCAGUCAAGGAGUGAGCAAGAAGAAGCCCUAGUUGCUCUCGUUGAACAUCGCACUAAGGAGGUUCAUGAUCUCCGGCAGCGCAUCUCUUACUAUAAAUCUCAGCUCAUUGAAGCAGAGAGAAGAUUAGAUGACACACAAGGGAAGCUGGCUCGCCUUCGUGGUCAGGACAGUAUUACAACAUCCAAGAGCGUUCAUGAUAAUGGUAUGAAGAAAGUGAAAUCCAAAACAAGUUCCAUGAAUCCUGCUUUGUGUAGUGAAGAUUCAUAUAAAAGUCAGUCUGAGACUAAAGCACAAGAUGAGGGUAUGGCAAUUAGACCUCUAGAGAAUAAAUCAGCAUGUACUUCCCGGAGGACAGAACUAUCUUCUGGAAACCAACUUCAGGGUAAACCACAACUUGUAAUUCCUGAUGUGAAACCAAAAGUUUCUCAACCAACUAAGAUGACAGAAUCUGAACCUAACGUUCGAAGUGGUCCUGGUUCGUUGACGGGUGAACUGGCAUUUCCUCACAGUAGUAGUACAACGAAGAUAAAAGGAGACAAAACUCUGAGGAAGCCUUCUGAGAAGGAUGCUGAUGUUCAAAAUAAAGGAACUAAGAGAAAAUUUGAGCAGAAGGAGCACAAAGAUCUAAUCCCUAUGAUUCGUACUAGUUCUUCACCCUGCACUAUCCGCUGCCAGACAUGCUCUGCUAUAUCGAGUCAACAUAAGAGAAAGCUUAGAAGUCUCAUCUUGUGCCCAACCAGCGAGCAACUUUUUGCCACAAGUGCGCUGGAUGGAGUUGUCAACCUGUGGCAGGUUCAGAGCAGAGGAUCUGCUAAUCUUCUUAGUACUACCGAUUGCUUGUCAGCGAAGCAUAGGAGAUGGCCAGAAGAUAUAGCCUGGCAUCCUGAAGGGGAUACUAUAUUUUCAGUUUACAGUGCUGAUGGUGGAGAAUCCCAGAUUUCAAUCCUUAAUCUGAACAAAGGGAAAGAGAGAAUGCGCGUAAGUUUCUUGGAAGAGAAGCCUCAUGUGAGAGGCAUCAUCAACAACAUAGUGUUCAUGCCAUGGGAAGAUAUCGGUUUUGUUACUGGUGGUAGUGAUCAUGCUGUUGUCUUUUGGACUGAGAAAGAAGGGGCAAAUUCAUGGAAGCCUAAAGCAUUGCAUAGAAGUAUGCAUUCCUCAGCUGUAAUGGGAAUUGCUGGUAUGCAACAUAAGAAAAGUGUGAUGUCUGCUGGUGCCGACAAGAGGAUUAUCGGAUUUGAUCUUCAAGCUCAAAGAGCCGACUACAACCAUCAAAUAGACAGCAAAUGCAUGAGUAUUUUGCCCAAUCCACGUGACUUCAAUCUCUUUAUGGUUCAGGCAGGGACAUUAGAGAAGCAGCUUCGGCUGUUUGAUGUCAGAGCAAGGCAAAGAGAGGUCCAUGCAUUCGGGUGGAAGCAAGAAAGCAGUGACUCACAAUCAGCUCUCAUAAAUCAGGCUUGGUCUCCCGACGGCUUGUACAUCACAUCUGGUUCAGUUGAUCCUGUCAUCCACAUAUUUGAUAUAAGGUACAACUCACACAAACCUUCUCAGUCCAUAAGGGCCCAUCAGAAACGAGUCUUCAAAGCUGUUUGGCACCACUCUCUCCCUCUCCUCAUAUCCAUCUCUUCUGAUUUGAACAUUGGGUUGCACAAAGUCACUUGAGUGUCAAAAAUAUCUCAACUCGUCUAGCCCUGCCUCUUCCCUCCUUGCUAUUUGUGUUGAGGAAUCUUAUCUCCCAGAGAUGUCUGAUCUGAGAUAAAACACACAUAGCAUAGUAACGUGCACUGACAUGAAAGUGAAAACGACUCCAUUUUUCAUCAACGAUGUUGCUCACCCUAAGGGUUUUUAAUACACUAGAACUGAGCUCCGUUAAAUCUGCAUAAUGGCUUUAAACCUUUUUCUAGUUGCCAUCUUGGUGAAUGAUUUCUUGCUCCAUGUAAAGUAUGCCACCAUGUAUUAUGUUUUGUCAGGUAUAGUGAAGAUUAUUAGAUGGAGAGAAAUUGUAUACACAAUGGAAAUUUUGUAAAAUGCCUGAGGACAAAUUAUAAAUGUUGUUUCCCUGCCCAAA